Messenger RNA from Aspergillus glaucus CBS 516.65, 396 nucleotides. RefSeq lists its product as uncharacterized. The transcript is spliced from 2 exons. The annotation marks the transcript as partial. Gene Ontology annotation, molecular function: transmembrane transporter activity. Lineage: Eukaryota; Fungi; Ascomycota; Eurotiomycetes; Eurotiales; Aspergillaceae. Gene Ontology annotation, biological process: transmembrane transport. The record is from RefSeq and is a predicted model, not a curated record.
CCCCAGCCUACAUCGGACCCUCUGGAUCCAUUGAAUUGGUCCCGACACCAAAAGCACACCAUUCUCGGCAUCGUGAUGCUCAAAUAUCUCCUUUUCACGUACAUAACGACCACCACCGUUCCCUCGUUUCCUGAGAUUCAGUCUGAGUUUGCCAUCAAUUACGCCCAGGUGAACUGGACCGUCGCCAUUCCAGCGUUGGGCCUCUCAGUCGGACCGCUGUUCUGGUCUUCUCUCAGCGAGAUAUACGGUCGUCGAAUUGUCUUCAUCGUUGGAACGACUAUUGCAUUGGUAUCGACCAUUGGAGCGGCAGUGGCUGAUAGGUAUGACGGGUAUAUGGCUGCUCGGUUCUUCCAGGGAUUUGGUACGAGUCCGGCGUCGACAGUUGGUAUGGCAGUG